CUCUACUCAAACUGUAAAACAAAUUGAAAAGUUAGUGUAAUAUUGAAGCAAAAGGGUGUCUGCAGUGAGCGCCUACUAGUGGUGAGAGUGUGUCAGUAAUACUGUCUGUGAAUGCAUUGAAUCUAUGGUGUGUUGAAGAGUCGACCAAAAUGUUAGGUAUUUAUCGGAAAGCGUGUAAAUCACUGAUCCUGGGCUCCAAACCACUGGUGUCUGUGGCCACACAAUCACCACAUAAACUCAUUCCAGUGAUAUCUGCCGCAAAUCAGAAGCGAUGGGCCGCCACUCAGCCCAAGACGGCCAGUACUGUGAAGAAC
Molecule: messenger RNA, 314 nt
Organism: Oppiella nova
Lineage: Eukaryota; Metazoa; Arthropoda; Arachnida; Sarcoptiformes; Oppiidae
Source: the annotation of a GenBank genome assembly